AUCCCCCUCAACAUUUCACGAUGCCAGAGACCUUUGUUCACAAAUUCGACACUCCCGUCUUCAAGGGCACCGUCGAGAUCCCGACGGGUAUCUUCAUUGACGGCAAGUUCAUCGACGGCGCGGAUGGUAAUUACAUCGAUGUCGUCAACCCGACAAACGGCAAGGUGAUCACGCGCGUGUCCGAGGGUACGCCCAAGGACGUCGACCGCGCCGUCGAGGCCGCCCAGCGCGCGUUCGACACCGUCUGGGGCCACAACAUGCCCGGUUACGAGCGCGGCAAGCUCCUCUACCGGCUCGCGGAGCUCAUCGAGAAGUACCAGGACGAAUUCUCUGCCGUUGAGGCGCUCGACAACGGCAAGACCUUCGCGUGGGCCAAGAAGUCCGACAUCACUAUGGCCAUCGGCACCUUCCGCUACUACGCGGGCUGGGCGGACAAACUUCACGGCAACACCAUCGAAACCUCGAAGGACAAGAUUGUCUAUACCAUUAACGAGCCACUUGGUGUCGUCGGCCAGAUCAUCCCCUGGAACUUCCCUCUGAUGAUGGUCUCGUGGAAGCUCGGCCCCGCCCUCGCCGCAGGCAACACCGUCAUCCUGAAGCCGUCCGAGUUCACGCCGCUCACGGCGCUGUUCGCGGCCAAGCUCACCGUCGAGGCCGGCUUCCCGCCCGGUGUGGUCAACGUCAUCAACGGCUACGGCAGCACCGUCGGCUCGGCCAUCGCGCACCACAUGCACAUCGAGAAGGUCGCGUUUACGGGCUCGACCCUCAUCGGCCGCAAGGUCCUCGAGGCGUCUGCGAAGACCAACCUGAAGGACACGAGCCUCGAGCUCGGCGGCAAGAGCCCGAACAUCAUCUUCGACGACUGCGACAUCGAACAGGCACUCGACUGGGCCAUCCACGGUAUCUUUUGGAACCAUGGCCAGACCUGCUGCGCCGGCUCCCGUAUCUUUGUUCACGCGAAGAUUUACGACGAGUUCCUCGCCCGCUUCACCGAGCGCACCAAGCAGGUCAAGGUCGGCGACCCCUUCAGCCCGGAGACUUACCAGGGCCCCCAGGUUUCGCAGCAGCAGUAUGACCGCGUUAUGGAGUUCAUCAGCUCUGGCAAGGAGCAGGGCGCAACGGUGCACCUCGGCGGCGAGCGCUGGGGCAAAGAGGGCUACUUCAUCCAGCCGACGAUCUUCACGGACGUGCACAGGGACAUGAGGAUCGUCCAGGAGGAGAUCUUCGGGCCCGUCGGCGUCGUGAUCCGGUUCGAUGACGACGACGAUGUCGUGCACCAGGCAAACGACAGCAUCUACGGCCUCGCGGCGUCCAUCUUCACAAAGAACAUCGACCGCGCGCUUAGGACGUCGCAGAGGCUCAAAGCGGGCACGGCCUGGAUCAACUGCGCGAACCAGCUCCACCCGCAGGUGCCCUUCGGCGGCUACAAGCAGUCGGGUAUCGGCCGUGAGCUCGGCGAGCACGCCCUCGAGCACUACACCGCCGUUAAGUCCGUCCACAUCAACCUCGGACACAAGCCUUGAGAGUCUCGAUCUUGGACACUUCGAUCUCUACUUCGAUCUCUGGAUUCCAGGUAACUCAAGUGCACCAAUCCGUUGUAUAUUCUUUUUUGUAUAUGUAGGAAGAACCAAACAAAAUGUAACAAAGUUUUCCUCGCUGGGU
This is a messenger RNA of Phanerochaete carnosa HHB-10118-sp, 1662 nucleotides long. RefSeq lists its product as uncharacterized. The transcript is spliced from 7 exons. Bases 21 to 1523 code for a protein of 500 amino acids. Gene Ontology annotation, molecular function: aldehyde dehydrogenase (NAD+) activity. NCBI's taxonomy places the organism in Eukaryota, Fungi, Basidiomycota, Agaricomycetes, Polyporales, Phanerochaetaceae. The record is from RefSeq and is a predicted model, not a curated record.